UCGAAACCCCUUAAAAUUCCCUCACACAGUCACUCAGGUAGUCUUCCCUCAGUCUUCAUUUCUUCCAAAGACCAGAAAAACCCUUUUUCAUUGCAAUGGAAACUGCGAAAUCAUCAUCAUCUUCUUCUUCUCUUCUUAACAACAAGAAACCAACGCUAACUCCAAAAGCCAAAAUUUACCAGAAAUUUGGGAAUAAAGCAUGCUAUAAAAUUGAGGAAAUUCAAGAAGAAUCUUCUCAAAAUGGAUGCCCUGGUUUGGUUAUUCUUCAAAAGGGUCCUUCCCUUUUCCGUUGUUCGUUGGAACUCCCUGAAUUCUCUGUUGUUUCAGAACCCUGUAAGAAAAAGAAGGAAGCUGAGCAAUCUGCUGCAUUAAUGGCUUUACAGAAGCUUGGUAUUGAUUCCCUUGAAAGCUGCCUCACAGAAUCAGAUGCAGAAGAGGAGUUGGUCUCUCGUCUCUCACAUAUAUUCUCAAGUGAGUUUCAGUCAUCACAUCAUCCGCUUAGCAGUCACCUGAAAGCAGUUUAUUUCAGAGAGGGUGAACUUAGUGGAUCUAUUCCUGUAUCUGUUUUGAUUGGUUGUGAUCCCAAGCUUAGUAAUCUAUGCAGAUCCAUUGACGCAAGGGUUGAGUCAAAUCCUUUCUUAUCUAUACCUAUUGUGAUGAGAGCUGCAGUCAAAUUAUCAGAAUUACUUUUUAUAUCAGAGGAAGAUCUUUGGAUCAGGAGGAAGUAUCCUUUCCCCUCAAAUGCUAUACCAGUAUUAGACAACCAACAUUCAGACUUAACAAAAGGAUCUUUGACUGAGGCUGUAUAUAUUCCUUUUUCACUUGAUAAGGAUGUAAGUUCUAUCAGUAUGAAUCUGUCAUUGAAAGGCUAUUAUCUGGAUGUUAUUGCUGCAGAGCUUGGUAUUGUUGAUGCUUCAAAGGUCCUUAUCUCUAGGACCAUUGGUAAAGCUUCUUCUGAGUCAAGACUGUAUUUUUCUGCUUUAGAGACACAUAAUUUGAAUUCAGACUCGGAAUUUAUUUGUGCAAUAGAGCAACCCGAUCUUGAUAGCUCUUUCAACAUCCGUGCUAGUUACUUGCUGGGACAACAGGUAUACGGUAAUGCAAUUUUAGCAUCAGUUGGAUACACAUGGAGAGGGGCAGAGUUGUUUAAUGAAGACGUGUCAUUGCGUACCUAUUUUAGGAUGCUUAUUGGAAGAACGCCUGAUGGGCUCUUUAAGAUAUCUAGAGAUGCAUUACUUACAGCAGAUUUGCCUGGAGUAUUCACGGGAAAAAGUAAUUGGAGGGGCUCUUUGCCAAAGGAUCUACUCUGUUCAUUUUGCCGUCAUCAUAGACUCUCUGAACCUGUUUUUAAUGUACUCUGUAACUCCAACAAAUCAGACCAAGACUUGCCUGGAUCAUGCAGACUUCUAUCAGAUGAAAGGUCAAACUCGGCAUAUAUUUCUAAACUUGGAGGGGUUGUGGCCACAGUUAGUCCAAAUCAAAUUGAAGCAGAAUCCUUUAGUUGUGAAAUAAAAGUGGUUUCAAAGAAUCACAAUUUACUCCUUCAAAGAUCUCCAGUAGAUACUUUCACGAAACAGGGGGAUGCAGUGCAGGAUGCGUCUUUGAAAGUCCUAAACUUUUUGAAAUUUUACUUCAAGCAACCAAAUAUGCGUUUAGAGGAGCUUUCUUCACUUGGUGGUAAAUAUAACAUUGACUGCCACUUGACAUGCUUCUUGAAGGAGUUUUCUCUCUGUCAACAGAUGCAUAAGGUUCAACAGCCAAGAAAUUUACUAGGAGGCCACAAAUCAAACUUUAACCAUAUAGAUCGAUUUAAUAGUUUGACCAGCAUGGAGAAUAAACACUUAAGUCUACAAGGAACAGCUUGUGGAUCAUUACCUUCCAAUGGAUGUAUUGUCUCUAUAAGUUAUGGUGUAUUCCUGGUAUCAGAAGGAAAAGAAAUCCUAGAAAUUCUGGAGAAGAAUGAUGAUUUUGAGUUUGAGAUUGGCACAGGAGCAGUAAUUUCAUGUAUUGAAGCGGCUAUUCUUCGUAUGACAGCUGGACAAUCUGUCUGCUUCCUCACGGACAUGCCACAAACAGAAAUGGUUAUGGCUGCAUCUGUGGAUUGUAAAAAAAUUCUAUCCUUUUUGUCCUCAAAAUCUUGUUGCUUGAAAUAUCUUAUCACUGUAUUGCGAGUAACAGAACCAUUUGAAGAUAGAAUGGAGCAGGCUCUGUUCAGCCCUCCGCUGUCAAAGCAGCGUGUAGAAUUUGCAUUGCAGUGCAUUAAAGAAUAUUCUGCUACUUCUUUGAUUGAUUUUGGGUGUGGAUCAGGAAGUUUAUUGGAAUCCUUAGUUAAUACACCAAGCUCUUUGGAAAAGAUUGUUGGUAUUGAUAUUUCUCAAAAGGGUCUCAUUCGUGCUGCCAAGGUCCUUCAAACAAAACUGGAGAAUUUGAAGGAUGAGAUAUCCACAUCAAAUAGUAAAGCAGCAAUUCUUUACGAGGGUAGCAUAACUGCUUUUGAUUCUGGCUUGAGUGAAUAUGAUAUUGGAACAUGCUUAGAGGUGAUAGAGCAUAUGGAAGAAGAUCAAGCACACUUAUUUGGUGAAAUUGCACUCGGACUUUUUCGUCCUAAGGUCCUGAUUGUUUCAACCCCAAAUUAUGAAUACAAUAUCAUUCUGCAAAAAUCUAAUUUAGGAAGCCAAGUGGAGGAUCCAGAUGAUAGUGCACUACAGUCAUGUAAAUUUCGUAAUCAUGAUCACAAAUUUGAGUGGACAAGAGAACAAUUUAAUCAGUGGGCAGCUGGCUUGGCACUGAAACACAAUUACAGUGUCGAGUUUGGUGGAGUGGGUGGAAUACAAGGUGUGGAACCAGGGUUUGCUUCUCAAAUAGCAGUAUUCAGGAGGAACCAACAGGAGCCUAUUAAAGAUUCUGUAAUAAGUAUAGAUAUGGAAAACCGCUAUAAGACUCUAUGGAAAUGGCCUGCUACGAGCUUUGCGUAGUUGGUAAUUCAGGGCCUGGUUAGUGAAAAUUUUGUUUGGUCAAUUGCAAAUAGUUUAACAGGUUUAGAACUGCAGAGUUCCUUGGUUUAGAACUGCAGAGUUCCUUGUUUAGAACUCUUUGGUUUAGAACUGCAGAGUUCCUUGUCUUUUUAAAGGUUCCCUGACUCAGCAUGAUUCAGUGUGUUAUUACCACAUUUAAGCUGAGGCCUAUAUAUUAUAUAUACGGCACUUAUGUACACACUAACACACAAUUUACUAAUUCAGUUUAUCACAUGCUUUGAGCAGCAAGCUAGUGAGUCUGCCAAACUUGUCACACAAC
Chenopodium quinoa (quinoa) is the source of this 3294-nucleotide messenger RNA. Its product is annotated as small RNA 2'-O-methyltransferase-like. Gene Ontology annotation, molecular function: peptidyl-prolyl cis-trans isomerase activity; RNA methyltransferase activity; O-methyltransferase activity. The transcript has 9 exons. Gene Ontology annotation, cellular component: nucleus; cytoplasm. Gene Ontology annotation, biological process: RNA methylation; siRNA processing; piRNA processing. Lineage: Eukaryota; Viridiplantae; Streptophyta; Magnoliopsida; Caryophyllales; Amaranthaceae. The coding region runs from base 96 to 2975 and encodes 959 amino acids. The record is from RefSeq and is a predicted model, not a curated record.